This is a messenger RNA of Aplosporella prunicola CBS 121167, 693 nucleotides long. RefSeq lists its product as uncharacterized. NCBI's taxonomy places the organism in Eukaryota, Fungi, Ascomycota, Dothideomycetes, Botryosphaeriales, Aplosporellaceae. Bases 202 to 594 code for a protein of 130 amino acids. The transcript is spliced from 2 exons. The record is from RefSeq and is a predicted model, not a curated record.
UGAUUGCUCUCCAGAUCCCAAAGGUCAAACGCCAGCGCACCGUGACAUUCACAGGCACCUGCGCCACCCCAGCGACUACCACGACAACAACACUACUACUACUCCGCCCGCUUUCUUAUUAUAACUCGCCUGCUCCGCCUCGCCCGCUUCGCCUACCACCACCAAACACCAAAACAAACAUCCACCACCACAACCACCACUAUGUAUACCACCACCGCUCCCGUCUGCAUCCCCUCCUCGGCUCGCUCCAGCAGCAUGUCUUCCAACGACUCUCUCUCUGGCUCGCCUCGUGGCUCCUCCACCCCGGCUUCGUCCUGCGCCUGGCCCAGCUGGCCCUCGGGCAAGUCCUUUGGUUCGCCUCCCAGCUCCUUCAUCAGCGACGAGGACCUUUUCGGCGACGACUUCUUUGGCAGCAUCCCUCUUCUGGAAGAGGCCCCUGCUCCUCCCCGCAUGCAUGUCAUGCCUCAGCCGCCCGCUGCGCCGCUUCAGCCGCUGUACGCCAGCCCUAAGCACAGGAGCAGCUCCAAGAGCCAGAGGCGCAACUCCAAGCCCAUGGAGGCUAUCUCCGAGACGCCCAGCAAGGGCCCGGAAUAAGUAGGUGCUCAGUAGCGAGCGACGGCAAAUAUUCAGGAAACUGCUCUAUUUUCCCGUCAUCGCUGUAACCAUCCACCGAAGACAAGCAUUAGCCCCGAC